AUGAUCUUCCUCUCCGUUAUGAAUGACCAAAAGUACAUGGAUGCGUACGACCACGACAUCUCGAAGCGUAGGGCAGAUUUCAUCCACAAAGUUGCCCAAGUACGACAUUUAAUGCAAGAGUUAGGACAUGACGCCGUUGUUCUAAGCCUCGUUGCUAAUUUUGCUUGGAUCACAAGUGGAGCUCGCAAUUACGUUUUUAUGGCUACGGAAAGUGGCGCAGGGUCAAUUUACGUGGAUAGUACUCGUAUAAUAGUAUUAACGAACGAAAUUGAAGGCCAUAAAUUGGUACACGAGGAGAUGCGAGGACUUGAACAAGAUGUUACACUUGUAACAGAUCCAUGGUAUGCUCAACGCAGUCAUCUCGACGUAGCGUUAGAACUUGCUAACAGUGACAAAGUCGUUGUUGACGCUACUAAUGGGCUACUUGCUGGUCGUCUUGCUGAGCUCCGAUCGACGUUGACACUGUAUGAAAUGGAGGUUUUUCGGAAGCUCGGGAAGGACUGUGGUGAAAUUAUUGGCGAAGUAGCUCGUGCUGUACGCCCUAAUAUGACAGAAUGGGACAUUGCAGCCCACCUUUCUGCUAAAAUGUGGGCUCGUGCCAUCACACCCGUAGUCAUGCUCGUUGCUGCAGAUGAGCGUGUCGACACUAUCCGCCAUCCAUUGCCGACCAAAAAGCGUGUAAAAAACAAGGCAAUGCUCGUUAUUUGCGGUCAGCGCGCUGGGUUAAUUGCUUCCACCACUCGACUAGUGUACAUCACGAUAAAUUCAAAUGUAGGCAUUCCAGACGAUCUUGUGAAACGUCACAACGCUGCUACCUACGUGGAUGCUGCACUGAUUGCCAAUACGAGCACUGCUGGUGUAAAAGCUGGGGAGAUGCUCAAAAUAGCUCAAGAUGCGUAUGCUGCCAUGGGAUACGAGGGCGAGUGGCAAUUUCAUCAUCAAGGAGGUUGCGCUGCAUACAAAAGCCGUGAAUGGGUGGCAAAUCCAUCGAUUAAUCGAGUCACGGGCUUAAAUCAAGCAUAUGCGUGGAAUCCAUCCAUUGCUGGCACAAAGUCUGAGGAUACAGUGCUCUGUUACGCUAAUACACAGGGUACACCAGUUGUCGAAGUAAUUACUGCUUCUCCAGAUUGGCCAAUGAUUGAACACACUAUCGGAGAGAUUACGAUUGCUCGCCCGAACAUCUUGCAUCUUCAGUUUUAA
Plasmopara halstedii is the source of this 1200-nucleotide messenger RNA. Its product is annotated as peptidase m24. The coding region runs from base 1 to 1200 and encodes 399 amino acids. Lineage: Eukaryota; Oomycota; Peronosporomycetes; Peronosporales; Peronosporaceae. The transcript is spliced from 3 exons. The record is from RefSeq and is a predicted model, not a curated record.